Molecule: messenger RNA, 1161 nt
Organism: Spinacia oleracea (spinach)
Lineage: Eukaryota; Viridiplantae; Streptophyta; Magnoliopsida; Caryophyllales; Amaranthaceae
Product: non-symbiotic hemoglobin 1
Exons: 6
Coding region: 131-844 (237 amino acids)
Molecular function (GO): heme binding; oxygen binding
Source: RefSeq, a predicted model, not a curated record
GGCUCUACUCUUCCCUGAAAGGUUGCUACAAACAUUAGUACAUUGUACUUAGAUUUAUUUUGAUCCAAUAUUUCCUGCAUUUAUACAUCUCUUACCAAACUUAGUUCCCAUCUCAAAUUUGAUCAAUAUAAUGGAUUUCAUCUGCACCAAAACCCCUGCUUCUAAAGUUACCUGCAUUUCCAGUGCAGUAAAACUCCAUGGUAAUUUUUCUCCUCAGAAAAAUUCCAAUCUGCUCUGCUUCAACAGAAGUUUUACUGAGUUAUCAUGGAUCAAAACUCAAGGACUUCAAUUCCAGGGAAUAUUUUGCAAACACCCCAGAUUUAUCACUGGUGUCAGCAAGAGGUUUAAUGGUGGAUUAACAGUAAAAGCAUUUAGUGAAGAGCAAGAAGCUCUGGUGGUUAAAUCAUGGAAUGCCAUGAAAAAGAAUGCUUCUGAAUUGGGUCUUAAAUUCUUCUUAAGGGUUUUUGAGAUUGCACCAACUGCAAAGAAAUUGUUCUCUUUCUUAAAAGAUGAUGAUGGUGUUCCUUUGGAAAAGAACCCAAAACUUAAAGCCCAUGCUUUGACUGUUUUUGCCAUGACUUGUGAAUCAGCUGUUAAUUUGAGGAAGGCAGGAAAGGUCACAGUUAAAGACUCCAACUUUAAGGAUUUGGGGGAGUUGCACUUCAAAUAUGGGGUGGUUGAUGAGCAUUUUGAGGUUGUUAGAUUCGCGUUACUCGAAACCAUAAAAGAAGCAGUUCCAGAAAUGUGGUCAUCUGAGAUGAAGGAAGCUUGGAAAGAAGCUUAUGAUCAGUUAGUUGCUGCUAUCAAGCAACAAAUGAAACCUUCCCAACAAGUUCUUCAGUGACUCAAAUUAUAGUUUGUAAGAUAGUUUUACAAGUUUGUUAGACUAAUUAAAUAAUGUAUGAUCCAAAUAAGCAAAUACUUCGGCCCUGUUUGGUUAGGAGCUGUUAGUUGUUAGCUGAUAGCUUGUUUGACUAGCUGUUAGCGGUUAGCUGUUUGCAUUAGCUGAUUUGACUAGCUGGUUGCAUUAGCUGUUUGUGUAAAAGUGUUUGGUAAAUUAGAUGAUAGAUGUUAGCUGUUUAAUAUGUAAAAUGACCAUUAAGGACCUGACAUACUUUGUUUCUAGCUUAUUAAUAUAAGACAAAUAGUUUAUCGUGUUAA